GUGUGUUUAUAAAAAAAAAAAAGAGAAGAUUGAAGAUGGCGACCAGCUCCGAACGCAGUCCUCCCCCGUUCCCCGACUCCGAGGACCAAGAUGUGCUAGACCCUGAGGACGUCGGAGGCCGAGACAGUGAUGAAGACGACGAAGGGGACGACCUGUUCAUGAGCGCAAGCAGCCCUCCGCUGACCGAAAUGGACCCCACACUGCCACCUGCCAGUCAACCCGGUGAUGUUUUAAUGAACAAUCCCAUCAAGCCUGUCAGCAGCCAAACAGAAACCAAACCAGCGAGUGUAUUUGCCAGUGAACCCCUUGAUGAUUUUGUUGACCUAACAAACAACGUAACCGACUCUCCUGACGACACAGUCGCAGCUGAAAGUGCCGUUGCAGAUGCAGCAAAAGACACAACUGAAAUCCAUUUAGAUGAACCCUCGGAUGAUUUUGUUGACAUAUUUGGAAGUGAAACCCAUCAAGAGGAAGUUGUAGCAGAUGUUACUGUUAAAACAGCAAAGAAUAAAAGUGAAGUGACCAGUGGUGUUACAGAUCCACCUGGUGAAAGGAAAUCAGGAAGUGAUGCAAAACAGGAAGCAAAAGUAACUUCCACUGAUUCAAUCAUCGACCUCAGUGGUGAUGUGUCAGCCAGUAACACACAACAGCCACAUGGCAGUGACAAAAUUGUUGACCCUUUGGUUGACCUCCUUAGUGAUGCUCCACCCGCUGCUGAUGCAAAAAAACCCAGCCGGGCAACAAUCGAUCUGUUUGAAGAUGAGGGAAGCGAGUUGUUCACAGAACCACGGCAGACUCAAUCUGCCAAGCAGUCACAGAAAAGCCUCUUCGGUGAAACUGAUGAGGAUCUGUUCAGUGAGUCGCUGGGUGCCACCACAAAGAAAACCAUCAGCAAAGAGCAUAAGGACAAAUUUGUCACAACCAAAGCUGUUGGUGAUCGACGCAACAUAGGUGGGCCUCUGCAAGACAGUAAUCCUGCAGAAACUGCUGAUAUCUUCACAGAGGAAGCCUUCACCACAGUGCCCAGCAUCAGAAACACCAGCACCGCCAACUCCAAGACUAAUGGAGUCCACUCUGAAGAAGAGACAGAUAUAUUUGCUGAAGGCACGGUGGAGCUUUCUCUCGACAGCCCGCUGAACGAGAGAAAGAGGGAUGUGACAGCCAAACCGUCUGCAUCCACCCCCUCUCUGUCAGCGGCUGCCAGCCUGGCCAAGCCUCAGUCUGCUUCCCUGGAGGAGUUGGAAGAAGAGGAAGAUGAAGAGCAGGAAGACACAUUUGAAAUUGUUGUCUCUGUCAAAGACCCUGAAAAAAUAGGGGACGGGAUGAAUGCCUACAUGGCCUACAAAGUAACCACACAGACCACACUGCCCAUGUUCCGCAACAAGACAUUUACAGUGAGGCGACGCUUCAGCGACUUCCUCGGCCUCUAUGAGAAGCUUUCUGAAAAACAUGGACCAAAUGGAUUAAUCGUGCCUCCGCCACCAGAGAAGAGCAUCCUGGGUAUGACAAAGGUGAAGGUGGGAAAGGAAGAUUCCUCGUCUGCAGACUUUGUAGAGAGAAGAAGAGGCGCCUUGGAGAGGUAUCUUCAGCGGGUGGUAAAUCAUCCAUCACUUCUGCAGGAUCCUGAUGUCAGAGAGUUCCUGGAAAGAGAAGAAUUACCCCGAGCAGUGAGUACGCAGGCUCUGAGCGGCGCUGGCUUCUUGAAAAUGAUCAACAAAGCAACAGAUGCUGUCAGUAAAAUGACCAUCAAGAUGAAUGAGUCAGAUGUGUGGUUUGAGGAGAAGCUGCAGGAGAUGGAGUCUGCAGACCAGCACUUCAGGAAGCUCCAUGCGCUGGUCGAAUCUCUGGUCAUUCACAGGAAAGAGCUGUCGUUAAAUACAGCAAGCUUUGCCAAAAGCACAGCCAUGCUGGGUAGCGCAGAGGACAACACCGCUCUGUCCCGAGCUCUCUCUCAGCUGGCAGAGGUGGAGGACAAGAUGGAGCAGUUGCACCAGGACCAGGCGGCAAACGACACCUUCGGCUUUGCUGAAGUCAUCGCAGAUUACAUCCGCCUGCUUGGAGCCGUGAGGGGGUCGUUUGAUCACCGGAUGAAGGCGUGGCAGCGUUGGCAGGAUGCUCAGACAGUGUUACAGAAGAAGAGGGAGACUGAGGCCAAAUUGCUGUGGGCCAACAAACCAGACAAACUGCAGCUGGCCAAAGAGGAGAUUACUGAGUGGGAGGCCAAAGUGACGCAGUAUGAGAGAGAUUUUGACAGAGUUUCUGCCACCGUGCGCAAGGAAGUCGUCCGCUUUGAGAAAGAAAAGGCCAAGAAUUUCAAAAGACAGAUAAUUAAGUACUUGGAGUCUCUGCUUCAGUCUCAGCAACAGCUGAUAAAAUACUGGGAGGCUUUCUUACCGGAAGCAAAAGCAAUCGCCUAAUCCUCGAGCCCCAGCCUUGUGGACGACAAAACAGGCUGCCUUUUUCUUAUACACUUUACCUCUUGCCUUUAAACCAAGGAAAAUGCGUGCAUUGUAAAGGGAGAUACAAUCAACCUGUUUUUUUUUUUUUAUCACCUUUAACAUAUAGCUCUGUACUCUAUUGUAUUAAUAAUUGUAUAUUUUCAUUUAACCUUCCACAAAUAUUUUCUUAUUAGAUGAAAAGAGUUUGCAUACACAAAGUUAAGGACACAUGAGAAAAAGAAGAAAGUGUAGAUAAAUGAUUCCAUUAAUUUCCACAAGAGAAGGGAAAUGAACCGAGUCUGUUGUUCUCAGGAUUUUCUCCCUUGUGUGAUCAGGAGCUCCUUCAUCAGCAAUGGUUAAUUGUUUACAGUGCGGCUGCUCUCUCAUCAAAUAUUUCUGGGGACCCAGAUGAAGAAAGUGGCCAAGAGAUCUCGCUCUGUUUCUUCUUUUUAAUGACUCAAAGGGAUAAAAUAACAGUUAAAUGAAUUAAAAAAAAAUUGAGCACUUCCACCAGGUGGAUAAAAUACUUCAGAACCAACUGUGUUUUCUUUUCUUUCAGAUUUAAAAUACUAUUGAUGCUGUGGGAAGGGGGUGCAUGGGUAUUGAAAGGCAUUAGAUUAGCAGGGUCUACAGCUGUGGUCAAGGGUUGCAUUGUAGGUCAAGCUUGUGGGUUUAAUGUUUUAGAUAUGAUUUCAAUCAUAGUACAAACUUUACUCUUAUAACUACACAUGUCUGUGCCUUUUAAGUCAGAAUGGUGUUUUUGGUAUUAUCCACUUUGGGAGAAAGUUUCACACAGCUGUGGGCAGUGCAGAGGCUUGUUUCUUCCAGCCAUAAUGAUAUAAGUGUCAAUGCUGAGGUUAAAGAAUAAUACUGGUGGUUUCAUGUUUAAGCCCAUUUACUACAAAUUAAGUGUUGUUUUCCCUCUACAUUCUUGCUUGUAACUGCAAAGUUGUUUUUAUUUUAUGUUUUCUCCUACCUUCCAGACAGUCUUUGGACUCACUACUGUAUGAAAAUCAACAUGCAGGGACUUGUAAUCCUCACAGUGAACGUCACGUCAGAGUGUUUUUGUCAAAGUUGUGUCAUUGUUGUUUGGUAAUUCAGUACUGUAAGUGUUAGAUGACUCUCUUUAGGGCAUUACCAAGCACCAGUGGCUUUGAGAAAAAUACAGUAAAUUCUGACAUGUAUGGGUUAGCCUUUUAAAGAAAGUCUUGUGCUGCUGUAGUGAAAUGAAUGGAAACCAAAGGCUGCCUGUAUGGUAGGAUUCUGAGUCCUGCUAUGAAGUUUGUUUGGUAGUAAUUUAAAAGUUAGGACCUCAACUAACACUUGAUAGAUUAACAGAUUCUUACAACUGUGUAGUCUGUAAAAUGUUGCAAAAUAAUGAAAAGUUCCACUGUCUCCUGGAGGCCAAUGUGACAAAAUUGUUUUAUCUAACAGUUUGAGUUUUAAAGGUACCCUGUGGAGUUUUUGACCAGUUGUAGCCUAUGAGCAAUGUUUGUUGGCUUCCCAUUUUUGUUAGUAGCUUGCGGGUGAUGUGAUAUGCCUUCCAGCGGAUGAUUUCUUGCUUUUCUAAUGAUGAACAUAAGAAAAGCAAAAAAUAUGACGACAAAGGCAGGAAAGAAUGCUGCUAGCUAGUAAACAUGGACGCAAACAAUGUAGAUUUCAAAUUCCUCACAAAAACACUCGGCAGUCUGCAAAUGUCUUUAUUAUGAGGAAGGAAAUGCAUUUAACGCAUUUGUCAGACCUGUAAGAUGCACAGUUUGGUGAGAAACCGUAAAUGUAAACAUAGCUUUGUUUGCAAAAACAACCUACAGGGUACCUUUAAUUUACAAUGAUAUAAAACCGAAAAGAAGCAAAUCCUCACAUUUAAGAAAGUGGAACAAGCUAAUGUUGGGCAUUUUUGCAUAACAAGGGCUGAGUAAUUAUAAAAGAUUAAUUGUCUGUUGUUCGGCUAAUAAUUUCAGCACUAAACAAUACUGUGUGUAAUAUCUAGUGAAUGGGCAACAACGUGCAAAUAACACUGGAAUGGUCCUUUAAAAAAAAAAAAAAAGAAAAGAAUAAAGCUGGACUGGGCUCAUACUGACUCCAAAACAUGAGCUUAAUGUCAAACACUAAAUGUACUGAUGUCAUAGUGAACCUGAUGCUUCCCUAAAGACUCGGUCUGCAGUUUGACAAGUAGAGUUUUAACAUCAAACGGUAACAAGCCCGUGUCACAGCGUCCUAUGGCUGGGCUGCUAUUUUUUGAUUUCAGCUUUAAUUUCACAUUUACGCACACAUAAAUUGAAGCCGUGUAGGGAUGACCUACAGUGUAUGUCAUCGCCUAACUUGCAGACAUUUCUGUGCACGUUUUUUAUUUUUGUACAACUAGUUGAACGCUUGUUUUCAACUGUUAGCACGCAUAAAACCUGUUGUUAGUGCGGACUCAUAAGUAUCUGUAUGCCAUCACUUGUCAAUGUGCAGAGCAAUGUCAGCAAUGUGCACCGUGUCAUAGAAAUUUCUUUUAAAACCAAUCAAUAAAAGUUGCACUGUUUACACUUGGAAAUUUCA
Messenger RNA from Micropterus salmoides (largemouth bass), 4982 nucleotides. RefSeq names its product sorting nexin 1a (gene snx1a). Gene Ontology annotation, molecular function: phosphatidylinositol binding. The transcript has 15 exons. Lineage: Eukaryota; Metazoa; Chordata; Actinopteri; Centrarchiformes; Centrarchidae. Gene Ontology annotation, cellular component: endosome membrane; endosome. Bases 36 to 2417 code for a protein of 793 amino acids. The record is from RefSeq and is a predicted model, not a curated record. Gene Ontology annotation, biological process: intracellular protein transport; early endosome to Golgi transport.